AUGUCUGUUCCCUCACCUGCGAAGCGAGGUGGUGAAAGCCAGCCUGGACUGAGCCAGCCCGGACCGAGCCAGCCCGGACUGAGUCAGCUCGGACUGAGCCAGCUCGCAACAACAGGACACACCCACAGUAAUUACACUGAAAACCUUAUUACCAACUUUAAGGUGUAUAGAGAAGAUAAAUUUGAAACCGGCCCCGUUGAAUUUGAGCUUUCGAAAUCAUAUGAAAGCCUGAAAGAAUUUAGAGAACCUGCCGGUGAGUUUGUAAACGGAUCAGAAGUCGGUUUCAUAGAUACAAUAUCUAUCGGUGAUUCUAUUGGAAACUUAGUCGAAAUUGGUAUUUUUCGCUGGCUCUGGCCAGGAUCACAUAUUCCCAUCAGUAUUUAUCCAUUCACGCGAGGGGCAGAUCCAUGUAAAGCCGAACGAAUAAAUGAAAUGCAGAAGUAUCGUGACCUCUAUAAGUUAAAAUACGUAGGAGGCUUCCCUCUUAAGUUGGAAACAUUGCCGCGCAACGAAAAAGAUUUGAUAUACACGAUAAGAAUCGGAUUGGACGUAGCGGAAACCGACAUUAAAGAGUUGUAUGCUAGAUUGACAAUAUGGACAUUGGAGAAGCUAGAUGACUUAAACUUGAUAUACAGCCGCAGCCUUCUUCCGCAACCGAAGGAUUCUCUUAAACAUUGGAAGGAAGACACGUGGUUUGGAUAUCAACGUCUUAAUCGUUGUAACCCCAAAUUAAUAAGAUUGUGUGAAGAAAUCCCUUCAAAACCUGGUGUGGAUGAAGCGAUUAUGGAACCAGUUCUGAAAGGAGAAACACUGGAAGGAUUGAUCAAAAAGAAACGUCUGUUUUACACAGAUUUAGAAAUUUUGGAUGGUGUUAUACACAGAAAAGAAUAUGAUAUGUGUGCUCCCAUUGCAUUAUUUAUGCUGGAUUCAAACGACGAUUUGACACCAAUUGCAAUACAACUGCAACAAGACAAAAGACAAGGAAAUCCUGUCUUUCUUCCAACAGACGAUGAAAGCGUUUGGACUCUUGCUAAAAUGUGGUACAAUAUGGCUGAUGCCAAUUAUCAUCAAUGUGUUGUGCACUUGGGUUUAACCCAUAUGCUGAUGCAAAUUGUCAUUGCUCACAUGCAUAGGAAUAUAUUUCCGACGCAUCCACUCUUCAAAAUUUUGGCCCCUCACACUUAUUUACUUAUGCUUAUCAACGAUUUCGCAUUCAAGAAACUUAUAAAUCCUGGUGCUUGGGUCGACCAAACAAUGACCAUUGGAUAGGAGGGAAUGAUAAAACUGGUUUGUAAAGGGUAAGGUAGAUGCUGAACGCACGCACGCACACACACACACACACACACACACACACACACACACACACACACACACACACACACACACACACACACACACACACACAUACACAUAUAAAUACCCGU
Messenger RNA from Octopus sinensis (East Asian common octopus), 1424 nucleotides. Its product is annotated as polyunsaturated fatty acid lipoxygenase ALOX15B-like. The record is from RefSeq and is a predicted model, not a curated record. Lineage: Eukaryota; Metazoa; Mollusca; Cephalopoda; Octopoda; Octopodidae. Gene Ontology annotation, biological process: lipid oxidation. The transcript is spliced from 9 exons. Gene Ontology annotation, molecular function: oxidoreductase activity, acting on single donors with incorporation of molecular oxygen, incorporation of two atoms of oxygen; metal ion binding. Bases 1 to 1269 code for a protein of 422 amino acids.